AUGAAUGGGAUGGGUAUCCCUGUUAAUAGGGCGGCUCAAAGGCCAAUGAAUCCACAAGUUCUCAAGCAACAGCAACAACAGCAGCUGCAACAGCAACAACAACAGCGUCAGAGGAUGCUAUUGCAACAGAGGGCGAUACAACAGCAGAAACAUCAACAGGCAUUACAGAAUUAUGAAUCACAAUUUUAUCAAUUGUUGCUGACUUUAAACAAAAAACCCAAGAGGAUCUACAAUUUCACAGAAGAUACAGAUUCUACUUUAAAGAAGUACGAACAAUAUAGACCAAGUUUUGAGUUCCACAUUUAUGAAAAUAACUACAAAAUAUGUGCACCAGCUAAUACCCGUCUACAACAGCAGCAAAAGACUCCUGAACUAACCAGUGAUGGCCUUAUUCUCAAUAAGAAUAACUCAAUCUUGAAGGAAUUCUUAGAAUACGUUGCUAGAGGUCACAUACCGGCUUCCAUAAUGGAAGUACUUAGGGAUUCUAAUAUCCAAUUCUAUGAAGGAAAUCUGAUCUUACAGGUUUACGAUCACACCAAUACUGUUGACGUAGCACCCAAGACUAAUCCUCAGCAACCAAUUGAUAAGAAUAAAGAUCCCAGAAAAUUGAGACCUACUUCCUUCAAAAGGCCUAGAGUAUACCGUACUCUAUUGAAGCCUAACGAUUUAACUCAUUACUACGAUAUGAUGUCUUACGCAGAUCACACGAGGUUCUCAGAUAGCAUCUAUCAACAAUUGGAAAGUGAGGUUUUAUCACUAACAAAGAGAAAUCUAGCGCUAGAUGUACCGCUAGACCCUUACGAGCAUCGAGAUAAGUUAGAGGAUGAGUUGUUUGCAACUCCCAAAUGGGAUGAAAAUACAAAGACUUUAAAGCAUAUACAUCGAGAAUUAUCAGCUAAAGAAGGUACUAAAGGUGCUGUAGGUCACAUUGAAGAACACGAGGAAUUCCCGCAACACAGUUCCAAUUACGAACAAUUGAUGUUAAUAAUGAGCGAAAGGACAACUACUUCUACAAACGAUACAUAUGCAGCUUCGUUAGCCUCAGCUCAAACGAACAAUACUUCUAAGAUGAGUGCACAUUCAAAUUCACCUUCAGUAUCAGGAAACGUGGAUUCUAGAGGUAGUUCCAACACAGGUAAUCAAAUGGCCAUAUCCGCAGCGGCAGCGGCAGCGGCAGCAGGGCUCACUGUAGGUAAUGAGAAUAAUCAGUUCAGCAGACUAAAAUUUAUCGAACAGUGGAGAAUUAAUAAGGAAAAAAGAAGACAACAGGCACUUAACAACAACAUGGCUCCCACCGCUUAUAAUACACGAAUUUCCAUGGCAGCUCCAAUGACACCCCAGCAACAAAUGUUACAGCAACAGCAGCAACAUAAUCCACAACAGGUACAACAGCAGAUGGCCAUGCAACAACAGAUGCAAGCAUCAAUGGUCGAUGCCCAGGGGAAUCCCAAGAACAAACCGGGAUUAGAUAAAACUAAGCAGAAGAGACCUCGAAAGACUACGAAGAAGGAAGAGCCUGCAAAGAAGAAACGUCCAACGAAAAAGAGGCAGGACGAGGAGUAA
This is a messenger RNA of Zygosaccharomyces rouxii, 1563 nucleotides long. It is a transcript of the gene SPT20, whose product is annotated as Spt20p. Gene Ontology annotation, cellular component: SAGA complex. The transcript has a single exon. Bases 1 to 1563 code for a protein of 520 amino acids. Gene Ontology annotation, molecular function: transcription coregulator activity. The record is from RefSeq and is a predicted model, not a curated record. Gene Ontology annotation, biological process: regulation of transcription by RNA polymerase II. NCBI's taxonomy places the organism in Eukaryota, Fungi, Ascomycota, Saccharomycetes, Saccharomycetales, Saccharomycetaceae.